Cuscuta campestris is the source of this 1909-nucleotide messenger RNA. NCBI's taxonomy places the organism in Eukaryota, Viridiplantae, Streptophyta, Magnoliopsida, Solanales, Convolvulaceae. The record is from the annotation of a GenBank genome assembly.
CGAGUGAGGGAGUGUUAAUUUUUACUCCGUAUUGAAUUACUUCAUCACCAUCUUGUAUAAUGGAAAAAAACUGGUUUUUACAUACAGUAGAACUCUCACUCUUUUGUGUUUUUUGGAAGAAAGGGAGUCUACUGUGAGAGUGUGAGGUAGACAGUUUCUGGAAGAAAGAGAGAUGAUUACUUCAUUGUAAUAAUCAAUUAAUUAACUCCACUCCGUCGUCAUCAAUUGACCUCCCUCAAUUCCAUUCCCCAGAUCCACCUCGAGUUCACUGCAGAGAUGGCGUCCACGGGCUUGACUCUACCAAUUCAAAUGCGACUCCACAACAACAACAACAAGUGUACUGCGGAUUUCCCGGCGACAGUCCGGCCGGGCCUUUGCCGUCGUGGUGGAAGAGUAAGCUUGAGAGCGUCGUCGGCGUCGGAGAAUCAGACGGCGGAGCCCGACCUGAGUGUGACUGUAAACGGCCUGAAAAUGCCUAACCCCUUCGUGAUCGGUUCAGGCCCUCCCGGCACGAACUACACUGUUAUGAAGAGGGCCUUCGAUGAAGGAUGGGGCGCUGUCAUCGCCAAAACGGUUUCCCUGGAUGCUGCCAAAGUUGUUAAUGUAACUCCUAGAUAUGCCAAACUUAGAGCGGCGGGAUCAAAUGGUUCUACCAGAGGUCAAAUCAUUGGGUGGCAAAAUAUUGAACUGAUAAGCGAUAGGCCUUUGGAAACAAUGUUGAAAGAGUUCAAACAGUUGAAAGACGAGUACCCAGACCGGAUACUUAUUGCCUCUGUCAUGGAAGAGUACAACAAAGCUGCCUGGGAGGAACUCAUUUCUCGGGUUGAGGAGACUGGAAUUGAUGCCAUUGAAGUCAAUUUUUCAUGUCCUCACGGUAUGCCAGAGCGCAAAAUGGGUGCCGCUGUUGGGCAAGAUUGUGAGCUGUUGGAGGAGGUCUGUGGAUGGGUUAAUGCUGUGGCUACUGUGCCUGUUUGGGCAAAGAUGACACCCAAUAUCACUGACAUUACAAGACCAGCUAGGGUAUCUCUUAAAGCAGGAUGUGAGGGGGUGGCUGCCAUAAAUACAAUCAUGAGCGUCAUGGGCAUCAAUCUGGACACCUUACGCCCCGAGCCUUGUGUUGAAGGAUAUUCAACUCCCGGAGGCUAUUCUGCAAAGGCAGUGCAUCCAAUUGCUCUUGCAAAAGUAAUGAGCAUUGCGAAGAUGAUGAGAUCGGAAUUCGGGGAUGAUGAAGAGUAUUCGCUAUCUGGUAUUGGAGGUGUUGAGACUGGUGGUGAUGCGGCCGAGUUCAUUCUUCUUGGAGCAGAUACUGUCCAGGUUUGCACAGGUGUUAUGAUGCAUGGCUAUGGACUAGUUAAGAAGCUGAGCUCUGAGCUCCGAGAUUUCAUGAAGAAGCACAGUUUUUCAUCUAUCAAAGAGUUUAAAGGUGCAUCACUUCCAUACUUCACAACUCAUAUGGAUUUGGUCAAAAGACAGCAAGAAGCAAUCCGCGAGAGGAAAGCGAUUAAGAAAGGAUUGCUAUCCGACAAAGACUGGACGGGAGAUGGUUUUGUGCAAGAAACUGAGAGCAUGGUUUCCAACUGACUGGUGUGCGUUCCUUCUCCCUAAAGGAAAAAUAAAACAAAGAAGCUGGUUGGCAUUAUGACUAUCUAGUUUUCAUGUAAUUUGUGAUGGAAAUAGAUUAGUUUGAGAUCUCUUGGAAUGCCAGAAGAACGGCCAGCUUUGUUUUUCCAAAGAAUCAAAAGAUAUAUAUGAUGUUGAUUUAGUUAUCAAUGUUGUUGUUAUAUAGAGAUUGAACAAUGACAAUACCUUUUGAUAAACGCUCAGUUGUUGCAACUCACAAGUAAAGCUAGCAGCAUGGAAUUUGUGAACAGCUUUAAUUCAGUCUUUCAAAUAAAUUUGUCAUUCAUCC